This is a messenger RNA of Carassius gibelio (silver crucian carp), 4804 nucleotides long. RefSeq names its product dihydropyrimidinase-related protein 2. The transcript has 14 exons. Bases 1048 to 2979 code for a protein of 643 amino acids. Lineage: Eukaryota; Metazoa; Chordata; Actinopteri; Cypriniformes; Cyprinidae. The record is from RefSeq and is a predicted model, not a curated record. Gene Ontology annotation, cellular component: cytosol; cytoplasm. Gene Ontology annotation, molecular function: hydrolase activity, acting on carbon-nitrogen (but not peptide) bonds, in cyclic amides.
ACUACCAAAAUAAUCCAGAAAACAAAAACUGAGUCGUUAAAUUACCCUUCUUUAAACGGCCAAAUACUGUACAUAUAGGCUACUGUACGCCCAUCUGACAUGUGUGUAUAAAAAUAGCUCAGACGGAGAUAGGAACGGGUCCUGUGUGAACUUCCACUCAUAACCCCGAUCAUGUACAUGAGUCGUUCCCUUCUCCGGCGCGUGGUGCUGAACGGACAGCGCCCUUAACUUUAACCUGCAUGGGCGUGGCACUUCAACUAUCAACGGGGCGACGACUAAAAUUAAAAUAAUAAAAAUUAAGAGUCAUUAUCUAUUCUGCGACUACGCCGACCAUACAUUUCUCUUUGUGUUCCACAUCCACAGCGUGUUCCUUAAACACACAGAGCGAAUGCUAACAAAGGUAUCUCACAAUAGGCAGUAAGUGACAAUUCAUCCGGGGAAAAAACCCUCAGAUAUGGACACAUUACAUCGUUAACCCUCAAAACUCCGCAUCACUUCCGCUGUUUCUCCUCUCCUCUCUCCAGCAGAGCGUCACCUCAUCCUCCGUCGGUCUCACGUCUAUACGGUAACAUCUCUGGAUUUUCUCUGAAUGUUUGUCAUCGCUUCAGUAGAUAUAAUACUAUCAAAUCCUGAUGGGUAUCGUUUAAUAACAACAUCAUUUGCACGGUCCACGUUUAUUUGCAUUCAUUCUUCGUGUUAUUGUAUUGUUCAGCAGAUUGUUCAACAUGAGUAGGCAUCUUUUCUAAAUGGUUUUGCGACUAAUUGUAUAUUAAUACGCAGGGCUGAAUGUUGUGGAUAAUAAAAUGUAUUGUUUUGGCGACUCAUGCAGUCAAAAAUGUUUUGUUUUUAUUAUGUCACUUCAUUUAAAUGUUUACAUUCCGUUAGUAUUCCUUUAAGAUUUCUCUAACAUCUAUAGGAGCCUCCUCGCCUCACUUGCAAUGUUGUGUCUCGCCUCCCAAUGGGGAAGCUAACAUUUAGUGUCCACAGAGCUCUCUAGCCGGAGGUUUACGUGCCUUUGCAUCCAUCUGACAGUAUUCACUGAGAGAAAUGUCUGCUGCCGGAGAUGUGCCUGCGUUCUUCCAGAACAUGGGGAGCUCCAGCCCCAACCAGCCACGGCAGAAAUUCUGUGGCAUGUUCUGCCCAGUGGAGGGUUCGGCGGAGAACAAGACGCUGGACUUUGACUCGCUGUCCUCAGGGAAAAGUCGAGUGAUCGAGAGGCAGAAGGAUAUCACCAAACCACGAAAGGUGGAGAUCAGGAGAAGUACUGGAAAAGAGAUUCUGCAGAACCUAAACGACGAGAGUGACCGUCUCUUGAUUAAAGGGGGGAAGAUUGUGAACGAUGAUCAGUCGUUCUGUGCCGACAUCUAUAUGGAAGAUGGCCUGAUCAAGCAGAUCGGAGAGAAUCUGAUAGUGCCUGGCGGGGUGAAAACCAUCGAUGCUCAUGGGCGCAUGGUGAUGCCGGGUGGCAUUGACGUGCACACACGCUUCCAGAUGCCUGACAGGGGCAUGACUGCUGCCGAUGACUUCUAUCAAGGCACCCGCGCUGCACUGGCCGGAGGAACCACCAUGAUCAUUGAUCAUGUGGUUUCUGAACCCGGGACGAGUCUGAUGUCGGCCUUCAAUCAGUGGCGGGAAUGGGCGGACAGCAAAGCGUGCUGUGACUAUUCUCUUCACGUGGACAUCACCGAAUGGCACAAGGGUGUUCAAGAGGAGAUGGAGGCACUCGUCAAAGAUCACGGCGUUAACUCUUUCCUCGUCUACCUGGCUUACAAAGAUGUGUUCCAGCUCACUGAUUCCCAGAUCUACGAAGUGUUCAGCGUCAUCCGGGACCUCGGGGCCAUCGCUCAGGUCCACGCUGAGAACGGAGACAUCAUAGCCGAGGAGCAGCGCAGGGUUUUGGAGUUGGGGAUCACUGGACCAGAGGGACAUGUCCUCAGUCAUCCAGAGGAGGUGGAGGCGGAGGCAGUGAACCGCUCCGUAACAGUGGCCAAUCAGACCAACUGCCCUCUUUACAUCACCAAAGUGAUGAGCAAGAGUGCCGCUGAUGUCAUCGCCCAGGCCAGGAAGAAAGGCACCGUUGUGUAUGGAGAGCCAAUCACAGCUAGUCUUGGUACGGACGGCUCACACUAUUGGAGCAAGAACUGGGCCAAGGCCGCCGCCUACGUCACGUCUCCACCCUUGAGUCCGGAUCCCACCACACCGGACUAUCUCAACUCACUGCUAUCAUGUGGAGAUCUGCAGGUGACAGGAAGCGCUCACUGCACCUUUAACACCGCCCAGAGAGCUGUGGGCAAAGACGACUUCACCCUCAUCCCCGAAGGAACCAACGGCACUGAAGAACGGAUGUCCAUCAUCUGGGACAAAUGUGUGGUAACUGGAAAAAUGGACGAAAAUCAGUUUGUGGCCGUCACCAGCACCAACGCCGCUAAGAUCUUCAACUUGUACCCACGCAAGGGCCGCAUCGCCGUGGGUUCAGACGCCGAUCUGGUUCUGUGGGACCCUGAUGUCAUGAAGAUCAUCUCAGCGAAGAGCCACAAUCUGGCGGUGGAGUACAACAUCUUCGAGGGCACUGAGGUGCGUGGGGCGCCUCUGGUGGUCAUCAGCCAGGGAAAGAUCGUGCUGGAGGAGGGGAACCUCCACACCACUGAGGGGUCCGGCCGCUACGUGACCCGCAAACCCUUCCCUGACUAUGUCUACAAGAGGAUAAAGGCUCGCAGCAGGCUUGCUGAACUGAGGGGCGUCCCGCGGGGUCUCUACGACGGGCCGGUCUGUGAAGUCUCAGUGACGCCCAAAGCUGUGACUCCUGCUUCCUCUGCCAAAACCUCUCCUGCCAAGCAGCCCGCUCAACCGGUCCGCAACCUGCACCAGUCCGGCUUCAGCCUCUCCGGCUCUCAGAUUGACGACAACAUCCCCCGUCGUAACACUCAGCGCAUCGUUGCGCCCCCUGGUGGCAGGGCCAACAUCACCAGCCUGGGCUAGACGCCCUCCUCCAGUCAACAGGAAAACAGGGGGUUGGGGGGGAGGGAUGUCUACAAUGGAGGUGUUUGCUGAGGCCACAGUGUCACAGCAAGAACCCUCCACAGGGCCUAUGAUUCUCCACUCCCUAGUCUCCCAACCCCUGAGCUCUCGCCCGAUUCCAUUGUUUUUCUUUUCCCAACCGUGCACCACUUCCUAAAGGAGACAUCUAUAGAGAAAAAUAACAAACAACAAAACAAAGUAUUUGCCUCGUGUGAAGAGAGAAGGAAUAAAUGUAACAUCCACAUUUGAGCACUUCUGAUUGUAUGAUUUUUAUACUGUACUUUCUACCCACCACAAGUCAUGUUAUCAUUUUUGUAUUUAACUUUAUUUGCUUUUUGAAAUCAGAGGGAUCAAGUGCGUGUAUUAGAGAAGCUGUUUAUCAUUGUUACUUAUUAAUAAGGUAAGGGUUAGAGUACAGGCUUUCUUGUGUCAUUGUGGCUAAAAGUCUAUUAUAUUAGGAAUGUUGUAAUUUUUGGGAAUCUUUUAUUAUGUUUUUUACUCAAACAUUCAGUUUACAUCAGUAUGAACACCUGACCGUAUUCCGCCCAUGCCCUUUCCGUGGCAUUCAGUACGAUAAUUUCUGUACCAGUCAAUAAAAGAAAGCUUUUCCAGUGGUCGCUGAUUAAAAACCAUGUGUUGUUUCACAACUAGAGAUAUUUAGGUAACACUGUUAAUGUUACUGAAGAAGAAACCGCAUUUAAAAACAAAUAGCUUAGUAAAGUUGGAGAAAAUAAGAGAGGACCGCAGAUGGUUUUGGGUGAAAACCUCCUCUGUUUUGGCAUCAAAUUGGCAUUUGCGAAAGCUGCUGUAAUAUUUAAAAUUUAAGAAGAGGAUAAAGACACGUUUGUAUUUGGUCAUGCAAAAAAGUGAGUUGUUUAGCUAAUGAAGAUUUUUGAAUUUGUGUCAGAACUGUCGAAAGAAGUCUGAGUUGUGAGUUAAAAAGUUACAAUUUCUUUUUAGCUUCCAAAAGUUAGCUAGAGGAAAUGCCGUUAAGUCACUUUUAAACAACAACGUGAAUGUAACUUCGUGAAAUUAGCAGCGAUUUCCUGAUGCACUAAAGCCCAAAGUAUACUUAAGUCUUAACGCAAACACUUGCCGAAUGUUUACAGCCGAACAUAUGCCUUUCAACGUUUAUUUAAUUUCAUAGCGUGCACAAACAUAGCCGCACGACACAUGUGGAGUAGAAUUUAAAACUUGGCAUGUUGCCACCUUGUGGACAAAGUAAUUAGUGCAAAAAAAGUGCAAAAAAAAAAAAAAACUCAUGCGUGAGCUAAGUUUAAAGAGUUACACAUGAUAAGAAAAACUGGGCUCCACGCAUUCUAAGUAAACUUUGGGCUGACAGUCAAACCCCCAGAUGGUUGUUUCUGUAAGUUUGGUUGCAGCGCUAUACAAAUGUGCCAUGUAAGUUGUGAGAUUUGACGGAGUGACUGUGCCGCUACUUUCUAUGUCAACUAAUGUGGUAUCGCAGACCUCACGCUAAUGUGUCUUUUGUAACUUUAACUCCAAGCUGUGCCUGAGAUGUGCUGAUCAUGUUGAGUACUUCUACAAGAGCUUGUUCAUGUUUUUUGUUCAAAACAACUCAAAGGCUGUUAAAAGUAAAAUAGCCGGUUAACCGAUACAAAGGUGCCAGAUUUUUCUCUUGACUCGUCAUAGUGCUUUUGAAAGGCUUUUAAAAGAAUGAGUCAUCACAGCGCCAUUUUUAAUGUCAACAUCCAUUUUAGUGACGUAGUAAAAUGCAACAUACUGUAAUAGUAUUAUAAAAAUAAACGUUAAAAGUUAAAGGUGA